UCCGUCCGCUGUUUUUAUCAUUAGUCUUCUGUUGGGCGCCUUCAAAAAUCACCAAUCUAGUAGUAAUGUGCACGUAAACAGAAAACUGUCGACAGGACCUUUGGGAGUCGCUGCCGACUGUUGUUACGCGUACAGUUUGCUGUCGUUGAGGAUCGCGCGUUCAGCUGUCACAACUGAAACUAGUAGAUGUAAGCAGUCGCAACAGUGGGAAUACUUCUAAAAACAACUUGACACUAUUUAGAUUUUCCCCUCCUUUGGAUUACUAGUGGUCACCAGUAGAGAAAACUGUGCAUUUGGGAUGUCGUAAUUACGGUUUAUCAAAUGACCCAGGUAUGGAGACUAAAAGAUACCAAAGUUACAGUGAGGGGGCAAAUGCAGAAAACAAAUGGGCACAGAUGUCAAACACCAUGGAGUACUGCUGUUCUGCAGAAGAGGACUUGGCAAACAGUGAUGUGCUAAUGGAUAUUGUUAACUCAAGCAAUGCCCCCAACGUGCCGUCUUUGUGCAAGGAUAACAACUUUAAGAUUACUGACACAACAAUGCUUAGAUUUAACCAGAAUCAACCUCUAGUUUAUCCCCCCUUCAACAACUCCUUCCACAACCGCAAGUCAGAAACAGUCUCUAAGGAGCUCUCCAAAACUGUUGCUGAGUCUAUGGGCUUAUACAUGAAUGCUGCCAGGGAGGCAGACAUUGGCUUUGGCCAACAAGGGCCUGCAGGAGGGCAGGGUAGCCAGAGGAAAUUGUAUCCUCUUUGUGGGAGAGCAAUUGAAGGCAGCCAGCCUAGAACGGCUGGGAGCCCAAAGAUGAAAGCUCCUCAAGCUCCAUUCCCAGCUGUGUCCCAAAUUCCCAAUAAUGGCUCUCAGGAGUGUGCUGUAGGCUCUGCCUCUGUGUCCUCUGCACUGGUCUCUGCUUUCUCUUGCGGUACCGAUGGGUCUGGACACAUGUCUAGUCCUACUGGAAACAACCUAGUGUCAUCCACUACCAGCCCCACCUACUUUGACUCUGAUUGUCCAUCACUGGCUCCUGCCAGCACAAACUUGACACAAGGUCGCCACACAAGCUCCAGCACCUGUAGCCCGGUGAAGUCUAGCAUGUUGGGGUCACCUCCACUGGCUAGUCCUCUCAGUGUAAUGAAGUCUCCAGUUUCCAGCCCUCACAGUAUAGGCAGCGUGAGGUCACCGCUUUCUUGCAACACUAACAUGAUAUCAUCGGUCUCAAGCCCAGUGGGAAAUGGAGGCAAUGUCGGUAACAUUAGACCAUCUAUCUCCAGUCCGCCCACUGUUGGCACCAUGGCCAUGGUCAGUCCCAGGAACUCAUCGAGGGGCUUCUCUGUCUCAAGCCCUCCCAGUGGACUGGGACUAGUGCAGAAUGACGUAAACAGCCCUGAGGGAAGAGAGAAUGACUUUAAGGGAUUUGAGUUCCCAAAGGUAGAAAAUGUGGACGGGGAAAUAUUUAACAUAGGCCUGGAUGCUAUGGGAGUGGUAAAGUAUAUAAAAAACGAACCUGGUACUGAUUACAGGAGUAUGUGCCUAGGCAGUAGCAAGAGCACCAUACCACAUUCUCCUUUUGUAACUCAGAUUAAGACUGAGCCAAACAGAGAGGUGACUUGUUCAAACUCCAAGUUUGGUGAACCGCAUCAGUCCCUGGGCUGCUUUCCUGCUACAGAGACCACAUACUUGUCUUUGAGGGAUAAUUUUGAUGAAUAUAGUCUUUCUGGGAUCUUGGGACCUCCUGUUUCGUCUCUAAAUUGCAACUAUGAACCUGGUGUAUUUCCUAACAAUGGCCUGCCCAAGGGGAUUAAACAGGAAACCAAUGAUGGCAGCUAUUACCAAGAGAAUAAUAAUGUUCCCACGUCGGCUAUUGUUGGCGUUAAUUCGGGUGGACAUUCAUUUCAUUACCAGAUCGGAGCGCAAGGAACAAUGUCAUUUUCACGCCACAAUUUGAGGGACCAGACGAACCCCUUGUUGAAUCUAAUUUCUCCAGUUGCUGGAUUAAUGGAGACGUGGAAAACUCACCCAGGCUUGUCACAGGCGCCUCUCUCUACCAGGGGGGAGGGCUAUCCAGGCCCAGGCUUCCUUACAGAGAACAUGGAAAGUGCAUCUUUGAGACACACGUCUUCGACAGCCAAAGUGUGUCUGGUGUGUGGAGAUGAGGCGUCAGGAUGUCACUAUGGGGUUGUUACAUGUGGAAGCUGCAAAGUUUUCUUCAAAAGAGCAGUAGAAGGUCAGCACAACUACUUAUGUGCUGGGAGGAAUGACUGCAUCAUUGACAAGAUUCGGAGGAAAAACUGCCCAGCCUGCAGAGUACGGAAGUGUCUACAAGCUGGAAUGAAUCUUGGGGCACGGAAGUCCAAGAAGUUGGGAAAGAUGAAGAGUGUUAACAACGAUUCUUCCCUGCCAAACUCAAAGGACAGGCCUCCGUUGCUGACUUCUGAGAAAGACUUGAGCUCGGCCACCGCACUCGUCCCCCAUGUCCCUACAGUAGCACCAUUUUUGUCGCCGUCCGUCUGUAGCGUCCUGGAGCUCAUAGAGCCUGAAGUGGUGUUCGCUGGCUAUGACAGCACAAAGCCUGACACCACAGACCACCUGCUCACCAGCCUCAACCAGCUCGCCGGCAAACAGAUGAUCCGAGUGGUCAAAUGGGCCAAAGUACUUCCAGGUUUCCGCAGUCUACCCAUUGAGGACCAAAUCACACUGAUCCAGUUUUCCUGGAUGUGUCUCUCGUCCUUCUCCCUCAGCUGGAGAUCCUACAAACACACCAACGCCCAAAUGCUCUACUUCGCCCCUGACCUCGUUUUCAAUGAGGAACGCAUGCGGCAGUCAGCCAUGUAUGAUCUGUGUGUGGACAUGCGGCAGGUGAGCCAGGAGUUUGUCCGUCUACAGCUCACUUAUGAGGAGUUUCUCGCCAUGAAGGUUUUGUUGCUGCUCAGCACAGUGCCCAAAGAUGGUCUGAAGAACCAAGGGGCAUUUGAGGAAAUGAGGGUGAAUUACAUCAAGGAGCUCCGCCGCUCAGUUGUGAAGGCCACUAACAAUUCUGGCCAGACAUGGCAGCGCUUCUUCCAGCUCACCAAGCUAUUGGACGCCAUGCAUGAACUUGUGGGGAACCUUUUGGAUUUUUGUUUCUACACUUUCCGUGAAUCACAGGCUCUAAAGGUCGAGUUCCCUGAGAUGCUGGUGGAAAUUAUAAGUGACCAGAUACCAAAGGUGGAGUCGGGCCUAACACACACCCUCUUCUUUCAUAAGAAAUGACUGAAAGUUUGCGAAAGGAGAGAAGAAUUAAGGAACCAAUGAGAGGAAAAGCAGAGGACACCCUGCCCUCGGAUAGAGAAAAAGUGCAAGCCCGCUAUGCACAAGGCAAGGUGCAUCGAGAAGCUUGGUUUAAAGCCAUAAAAGGCUUGCACAGUGAGGAAGACAAAGAGUGAUCUCUGCCAACAGAGAGCUCAUAUUUCAUGUGACAGUGCAUUCCUUACCCCAAAGACAAUACUGACAAUGUUCUAUUUGGAUAUGAAGCCAUAUUCUUUGGUAAAGCUAUAGUGCACAGGCAUAUGUGAAUAAAUCACACACUCUAAACAUUUCCUUAACUCCCAGAAUCGUCCAAUCUAACAGUAAAUACAUAAAUACUGUUGCAUUAUGUACAUUGGCAUUCUUAAAAUUAUUGGAAAAUGAACGUUUUUUUUAAACGGAUUUAAAACAGUUCUAUUUAUCGCUGAUUAAUAAGGAAAUAUCAUUUUCAUGAAGAGAGGAUUAAUUAGGGUAUUUGUAAAGAUGGCGUACGGAAGGACAAACCCCAAGGGCUACAAAACUUUAAGCUGAGUAGUGACGAAUUGGUAUAUGGUAGUUACACUUUCUUACUAUUGUAGAAACAAUCAAAUCUAAACUGAUCUGCAAAAUAUGAUAACAUUUUGGUAUAAAAUUUGUAAUAUUAUGUGUUCAUUUUGACUUUUUUUCAUUGGAAUAUGGUACAAGAAAAAACAAGAGUUCAGUUUAAUGAGUUAUGCAUUGAGUAAUUUACCACUGACAACAAAAACUCACAGCUAAUUUGAUAUUGGAUUUAGUUUGUUAGUAAUGUGAACAAAAUAAGAGUGUGUGAUUGUGAUGUCACCUUAUUUCCAUUACAAGUGUUUACACAAUGAGUACUGGCCACUCUGGUGUAGUUCUGGGGUCGCCUGAUGAUUUUAUAAUCUGAAAAAUAUGGCAGCUUGACAAAAAUGCUGUUGGUAAGGAGUGAGAAAAAGGCCCACAACUUUUUUGUUUUUGUUUUUCGUUACAGCUAAUACAGCAAAAAUUAUGGCUCGUCUAAUCAGCUAAUUUCAACACAGAUGCCAUAUUUUGUGUGAAAGCUAGGACUGUAGCAAAUUUUGUAAAUUGUACCUAAGCUUUUACUAUGUCAUUAACAUCAGCACCCUGCUGAUGUCAAUGAAAAUACAAAGUUACAGUUCCAGAGAGGUAAAGCAUUUUCUAAUUGUGAUUUUUUUUUUUCAAAGAACCAAUCCAGCUAGAAGCCAUUUUCUAACAAGGUGCUUCUUUUUUCUUAACAUAAAAAAACAGAUGACUUUCAGUAGCAACACAUGUACCGUUAGAUAUGGGCUAAACUCUCAGCUUUCAUAUUAGUAGUCAAUAAUAACAUAAACCUGCUAAUAAAAACACACAGUAUAUGUGAAUUUAUCUUGCAAAUGUAUCUGUUGCUUGUAGGUAUUUUUUCAGAUGUUGUACAGAAGACAUUUUUUUAUUUAAAUAACAUUUCAAUUAAAACAUGGCUAUUUUGAGGAAACACCAGUCAACUUUUUUGUGAGAAUUGUCCAAAAAACGCAUAAUCUGGACCACUGUUUCAUGUUUCGUAAUCUUACUAUGCUACUGAUGGAAGUAUGUUUAAAAAGGUACUGCUAAUUCUGCUAUGCUGUCUGUCUGAGGACAAUGAAGUUGUUAGCGUGUAUGUGUGGGUGUUGUGUGUGUGAUGUUUUUGUCGUCACUUUCUAAUUUCUUAAAGGCACAGAAAAUGCUGAUUCACUUUUUAGAGGGCAUUGAUGGUAUUCUCUGUGAUAGGAUUAGUGUGAUCCUAUUGGCUGACUUUGAUUUGCACAGACAAGAUAAUGUGAUAAUUGGGAUUUUUGAUGUUUUGGUGGUUGUGUUGGUUACUGUAUGUAAUGUGC
Xyrauchen texanus (razorback sucker) is the source of this 5149-nucleotide messenger RNA. RefSeq names its product mineralocorticoid receptor-like. The record is from RefSeq and is a predicted model, not a curated record. Gene Ontology annotation, molecular function: zinc ion binding; sequence-specific DNA binding; DNA-binding transcription factor activity. NCBI's taxonomy places the organism in Eukaryota, Metazoa, Chordata, Actinopteri, Cypriniformes, Catostomidae. Bases 333 to 3248 code for a protein of 971 amino acids. Gene Ontology annotation, biological process: regulation of DNA-templated transcription. The transcript has 9 exons.